This is a messenger RNA of Microcebus murinus (gray mouse lemur), 881 nucleotides long. RefSeq names its product major histocompatibility complex class I-related protein 1-like. Gene Ontology annotation, cellular component: external side of plasma membrane. Gene Ontology annotation, biological process: immune response. The record is from RefSeq and is a predicted model, not a curated record. Lineage: Eukaryota; Metazoa; Chordata; Mammalia; Primates; Cheirogaleidae.
AUGGCUGAGGUCGGCUUAAAGUGGCUUGUCCCAGAGAGCGUGCAGUUCCCAAUGGCCGAGUGGAGAAUACAAAGUGCCCAUGACUUCCCUGUGUGCUGCGAUGAGCGGGGAAGGCUGUUUACCACUGGGAUCCUCUGUGACCCGUCUUUCUUCUUUGCCUCCUUCCCAGGGACUCAUUCUCUGAGAUAUUUCCGCCUGGGCGUGUCAGAUCCUGGCCAGGGGCUACCUGAGUUUAUUUCUGUUGGCUAUGUGGACUCUCACCCUAUCACCACGUAUGACAGCGUCACUCGGCAGAAGGAGCCAAAGGCCUGGAUGGCGGAGAAGCUGGCGCCUGAUCACUGGGACAGGUACACGCAGCUGCUGAGGGGCUGGCAGCACGCGUCCCUGAUGGAACUGAGGAACCUGCAGAGGCGCUACAACCACUCAGGGCCUCACACCUACCAGAGGAUGAUCGGCUGCGAGAUGCUGGAGGACGGAAGCACCACGGGAUUCCUCCAGUACGCGUAUGACGGGCAGGAUUUCCUAGUCUUCAACAAGGACACCCUCUCCUGGAUAGCCGUGGAUAACGUGGCCCACGUCACCAAGCAGGCGUGGGAGGCCAAUCGGCAUGAGUUACAGUAUCAGAAGAAUUGGCUGGAAGAAGAAUGCGUUGCCUGGCUAAAGAGAUUCCUGGAGUAUGGCAAUGCCACCCUCCAAAGAACAGGUACAGAGGAGGGAGACGGCUGCCCCGCACCCCCAGAACUGCAGGUUGUGCACACAGCUUCCACUCAUCUAGGUUACAUCCACCCUACCCUGACGUCUGUGUCUUUAGUUGGACUAUUGUGAUCUGUAAGUCCCCGUGAGAACGUUCCCUAGUUACUUUUUAGCAACGUCUUGACAGA